Molecule: messenger RNA, 10358 nt
Organism: Daphnia carinata
Lineage: Eukaryota; Metazoa; Arthropoda; Branchiopoda; Diplostraca; Daphniidae
Gene: Vps13
Product: intermembrane lipid transfer protein Vps13-like
Exons: 24
Coding region: 190-10143 (3317 amino acids)
Biological process (GO): protein retention in Golgi apparatus; protein targeting to vacuole
Cellular component (GO): extrinsic component of membrane
Source: RefSeq, a predicted model, not a curated record
ACAAAGUGUUCCUUAGUCACAUGUAAACUUUGGUACUCUGCUGUGUUAUAUUUGUAGAUCUGUACUGAGAAAAAUAAAAAAAGCUCUGAACGCAUUAUCAGUUGUUUGUUGAACGUAGACGUGGUCUACGUACGAAGGUAUUCGAUGGUAAACCGUAUACGUUUCUAAAUUACUUACUCGAAUACAAAAAUGGUGUUCGAAACGGUGGUGUCAAGUCAACUGAAUAAGUUUCUCGGUGCCUAUAUCGAAAAUCUUAAUAGUUCCCAACUGAAACUGGGACUUCUGGGUGGUGAUGUUGUGCUAAACCGACUUGUCUUGAAGCAGAGUGCCCUUGAUGAUUUAGACCUGCCCGUGAAAACUGUGGCUGGUCAUAUAGAUGAGCUUGUACUGAAAAUACCCUGGACAAAUAUUUAUGCUUCUAGGACACAAGUUUGUAUUAAAGGUCUCUACUUAUUGGCCAUUCCCAAUCAGGCUGUUGCCUUUGAUGCAGAUAAAGAAAGAAUUGCCACCAAAGAGGCAAAAGAGAGGCAGUUAGCCUUGAUUGAGGAAGCCAAAGCCCGGGAAACGGCAGUCGACAGUUCACAAGAAAGCGAUGGUUUCGUAGCUAAAUUAGCAGCUCAAAUUCUCCAAAAUCUACUCGUGACAGUUGAAGAUGUUCACAUUAGAUUUGAGGACAACAUUACGGAUCCCAGUCGUCCGUUUGCGUUUGGUGUAACUUUAAAAAAACUGGCCCUUGAAAGCACGGAUAGCUCAUGGAACCCGACUCUCAUUUCUGAGCCGUCUAAGCAGUUCUUCAAGCUUUUAAGUCUGGAAUGUCUGUCUAUAUACUGGCUCAGUAACACGACCAACCUUCUAAGCAAAAUGAAUAGCCAAAGCCAAGUGGAAUAUUUUCGUAAGGGGAUAGCCAACGCCCAUGCGAGACCAUACGAAAAUUCCUACAUUGCGGGUCCUAUAACAUCGUACGCCAAAUUACGAAUCAACACUCGACCAGAAUUGGAUGGCUCAAACUACACGAUCCCUAAAAUCUUCCUCAAUCUAACAAUGGAAGAAAUAUCAAUGGCGCUGACACCGAAUCAGUACAAGGACAUUGUUGGCUUCUUAGGCAACGUCGAAAGGUUGAACCGAGGCUCACCCUACCGCAAGUAUCGACCCGUCAUUAGUGGCUACAAGAAGUAUGCCAAGUACUGGUGGCUUUUUGCUUACCAGUGCGUUUUGGAAGAAAAUGUUCGCCGUAGGAGAAGAAACUGGCGAUGGUCUUAUAUGCGGGAACAUAGAACUUUGGUACGACGGUACAUCGAGCUAUACAAAACAAAACUUGGGCAAAAGAAAGAAGAUUUGCGGCUAAAAAAGAACUUGGAAGAACUCGAAGACCACCUCGACGUAUUUAAUAUUACCUUGGCUAGGCGACAGGCCGAAGUACAGGUGGAACGAAUGCGGGCCAGUGAACAGAAAAUUAAAGACGAAGCCGAAGCGCAGCAAAAAAGCAAAGGUUGGUUUAGCGGUUGGUUCGGAUCUGGAGCCUCAUCUACAACCAUUAGCCCUGAUACAGAAAGUGUCGUUAAAAGUUUGCAAGCUGAGAUGACACCUGCUGAAAAAGCCAAGCUUUACAGUGCUAUUGGCUACGAAGAAAAUGCUGUCCCUGCUAUUUUCCCCAAAACAUUUGUCGAAAAUCGUUUCGAGUUUUUUCUCAAGAAACUCGUCAUACUGUUACAUGAUAACAUGGAUACCAAGCAGCCAGUUAUCUUGCUUUCUAGUCUUAGUGGAGUCGAAGCCACUGUAGAGCAACGGCCGGUUGCCCAAGCUCUUCAGGCCACUGUCAAAGUUGGGGACUUUGUCAUAGAUGGAACCCCACAAAAUGGCGAUAAACCUAGCCUCGUUCGUCCAUUAGAAACCAACAGAGAAAUCCUAAGUCUAGUCUACGAAACAAACCCGCUGGAUGAGAGUUGUGACCAGAGGGUACGGUUAGCGACGGAACCAUUGCAAAUUACUUACGAUGUGAAAACACUUGAAAAAGUAAGUGCCAUGUUCGAGUCAAAAGAGGCUUCGCAGCUUACGCAACUUACGGCCGCUGCCAGACAGAAGCUGGAAGAUUUGAAGAAAACAUCCGCCCUGGGUUUGGAAUAUGCCAUUCAGAACCACGCAGUCGUGGACGUGGAUGUCAAUAUAAAAGGAUCCUAUCUAAUCUUACCGUCUGGAGGAUGCCUUAAGAAUAAUGGUGGCAAAAUUCUAUGCAAUAUGGGAAAUUUUUCCUUCAAGAGUGUGGAUGCCAAAAAACGUAGCGAAGUGUCACUAGUGAAUCAACUGAUGCGCGUUGGAAGUACAGAGCAAGACAUCAUGGAGGAAAUGCUGAAAAAUAGCUACGAUAAAUUCUCCCUGGGCCUUCGUGACGUCCAGAUUAUCUCCGUGCUACCCAAUGAAGAUUGGACCAAUCUAGUCAAACGAACCAAAACAGAUCAUUUCAUACUAAAACCGAUGAGUAUCGAGUUAAUCGUAGAAAAAUGUCUCCUGCUUGACGACCCUCGUCUCCCCAAGUUGAAAGUUUCCGGACAACUUCCAUCGAUUCAUAUAGAUGUUAUAGACACGAGGUUGGUGAACUUUGCUGCUGUACUGAAAAGCAUUCCCUCACCUGCUGCAGACAACACUUCAAAUGAAUUUGUGGACGCGGUUGCUCCAAGGUCGGAGCUGCCAGCUCGAAUUAGCAGUGAUGAUAGUGCCUUAGAACAUUUGGAAAACGUUUUCAAAGUCGCAAACAAUGAAGAUGGCCAACAGCUGUCAAACAAUAAAGAAGUCCAAUUAAGCAACGACGAACUUGUUCAACCUACCGACUUGAUGCUGCGGUUCGAGUUCCAAGACGUCCGAUUAAGUUUGUCAGUCGGCCUAAAUGAUCAAGCCUCGAAACCUGUUCUCUCUUUUGGAAUGGAGAGCUUGGCGAUGGUGUUCACAAAGAAAGUCUUUGAAACUGUCAUUGAUCUCACUUUGAAAGAUUUAAGCCUCAAUUUCGUCGACCAUAUGGCGAAAGAUGAGAGCCACAGAAGUGUCAAAAUGAUCAAUAGCCACGAUUCUUCCAAAGAAUUGCUUUCUGUUCGCUUCGUGGACGUCAACAAGCAAUCUCCUGAAUUCCAUGCCAGACACAAAUCGGUCGCAAGAAAGCUGGAAGUAGUCAUCUCAUCAUUGGAUUGUGAUUUCCACCAAGAAGCUGUCAUCGACCUUCUCCAACUUAGUAAUGACAUCAACUCUCAGAUCGAUAGGAGCAGUUCUGUUCAGCGUGCGACUGGUAUCACUUCAACUGAUACCGAAAAUUUCAUUAGAAAUCAGCCUGUUAAACUUCUGGCUGCUGAAGAUAAAGAAAGGAAACGACGUGACAUCUCCGAUGAAAUCGUGGACUUCCAGUUGAAGGCGCAGUUCCAUCACUUUCGAGUAAACAUGCUGACACGGAAGUUACGUCUGACUGAAAUUACAAUCAGUGGAUUGGAGAUGGAAACAAGCGUACGCGCUUCACAUAUAGUUUUCGAAGCUGGACUCAACGAAUUCCGAAUUGCCAAUCCUAAUGGUGACUCGCUUUAUCGUGAAAUUGCUUUAGUCGUGGACGGGCGAGCCAUCCAGUUAAACGUGAAGAUUUUUAAUAACGCAACAGAGGACGUGAAUAUCAUCGACAUGAAGAAAGUUGACCUGGCCAUCCACUUGAAGAUGAGUCGCAUGAAAGCGGUUUACUUGAGCAGCUUUGUGAGGGAUUUGCUGGCCUUCAUUAAUCAUUUCCAGGCAGCUAAAGAGGCCCUUAUCCAAGCGUCUUCGGCCGCCGCUACGGCUGCCAAGGAAAACAUGCAGAAGGUUUACGUCCAGGCAACACGCAUCUUACUGGAUAUUGAAUUCCAGGCGCCAUACAUCAUUUUCCCUCAGAGAUCCAACAGCACGGACGCUCUCAUUAUCGAUCUUGGACACUUUACACUAAAGAAUCGAUUUGACUUGAGGAACACUCGCAAUGAGAUCGGUUCUCCGGCUAUCAUGGAUGCAAUCAGUUUAAAUCUGCAAGAGCUGCGCAUCUUUUUGGCCGUUGUCGAUGGCAUGAAGGUCAAAUCAGAAAGAGAACUCAUCGAGCCGUUGACCUUCAACCUCGACUUGGUGAGGAAUUUAACAAGCACUUGGUACAGCGAUGAACCAGACCUCAGAGUGGACGUUGAAUUAGGCAAGGUCAGCAUUGUUGUUAGCGAAUUCGUUUAUCGCAAAUUGAUGCAGAUCGUCUUCGACAAUUUGGAAGAAGGACAAAACCAAUUGCUUGAACUGGAACAUGCAGAAAUAAGAGAUCGGGAAUCUAGCCGACCAACAAGCACUCUUCAAGGAAAAGCAACAUCUUCGGAGAGUCCGCUUUUAUCAUCGCAAUCGUCUGAACUUUCGGCCGAUAGUAUCUUGCAGCGCUACGGACCGACGCGAGUCUCGAUGGCAUUUUCGGUUAAAUUGGCAGAAAUAAAAAUGGAACUGUUUACGAACGUUGUCCCCAAGAAAGAAAUGACAUUCUCUGCAAAACUGGAAAGGCCUUUAUCAAAAUUGGCUAUGCAAGGAUUCGUUGUCUCUGGCCAAUUGAUGUCUGAUUUGUCGAUCCAAUCAAAGGUUACACUGCACUCGCUUUUGAUUGAAGACACAAGACCAUUGUUGCAAUCUGGUAUUUCAUCUCCGACUACUCCGGGCACUCCGAGCUCGUCAUUGAAACGCUUGGUGGAAAGACCAAUCAAUCGGCUCCUCUAUCCGACGGAAUCUAGCAGCAAUCCACAGCAGCAAAUGUUGUUGAUUGAUUUCCUGCAGGAAAAGCAGCAAGACUCGAAAGUUGACGUACAUCUGUGCGGAUUCACGUUGAUUCUCUGUCCAAGUUACUUGUUGCGACUCUUGAAUUUCUUCACAGCUGGACUGCCUAAGCCUAAAGCUGCUCCGCCAGUUAAACCAACUAGACCGACGAAUUCGUCACACGUCGCACCAGUUCGUAGCAAGAAACCUCAAUCGAUAUCGUUGAUGUCCGUCACUGUACGUGUGGACAAGCCCGACAUAUUUCUUGUGGAUCGAAUCGAUUGCUUGGAUACCAAUGCUCUCGUUCUCAAUUUCGAAAUGAAGUUGAAUCUCUUAAUACUUCCUCAAGCAAUGGACAUUUCAGGAGAUGUGUCUAAGCUCCACAUUUAUUCUUGUCUCUUCAAUCCCCAUCAUCGUCAGGGAACAAUGGGGACAGUCCUCAGUCCGUGCGGGUUAGCUGUCAAAGCCAAAUUGUGCGAAGAUGAGCAAGCUUCUCAAGUAGACAUAAACAUAGGUGACAUGACACUAAGUGUCUCGCCAGGAACAAUCGCGUUGCUCACGAGCGUGAGCAAGAGCAUGGCUCUGACAGGCAGUGAUGACGAGGCACUCGGAGAAGAGGAAGAAGACAAGGAUAAAGAAGAAGUUUCCUUUGCUUCAUGGACAGACCUAUGGGAAAUGAAACAUUUAGCUUUCUUUAACUUCCCAUUUCUCGAAACUGAAAUUGGUGAAGAAGCACACGAAUUUGUAGAUGAUAACAUGGCCUUAGUUCCGCCCAAAAAACGAGUACGCAGCGAGCAGAUGAUUGUCGUUUUCAAUCAUUUUGAAAUGAUGAUCGAAACGGGCCAAGGAAAUCGAACAUCGCCUUUAGUUUUGCUCGAGAGUCGCAUGAGUGCCAACGUCAGGAAUUGGAGUUCACUUCUAGAAUUGACAGCAAGUCUUAAUCUUCAGGCUGGCUAUUACAAUAGUAGAUUGGCCAUAUGGGAACCUCUACUGGAACCAGUGGACUGCACCCGGUUAGGUCCAGUCCGGCUGAGACCAUGGGAGUUGACGAUGAAGAUGCAGAAGGUUGUCGAUGAUUGGGAUGGAUUUGAAUUUGAAAGCCGUCCGUCAUCUAAAAUGGAAAUCAAAUUUGAAUCAGCAGACACAAUGGAAUUAACUGUUACCCGCAGCUUUCUUGAUGUUGUUUCUUUGCUCGGGAAAGCUUUUAGCGACGCAGUUAAUCAAAAGUUUUUCAAACGCGAUCUGCUCCCGCCUUCGCUUUACGUGGUCAACAAUCAGCUGGACAAGAAUGUGGUUAUUAUUCUACAGGAUUCAGAUUUCAUCGUUGACGAUGCCUCAAUAGCAGACGCUAAAGAGCUGAUUCUUGAAUCCGGAUCGAAAAUUGGAUUAAAAUUGAAACCGAAGAUUCGUACACGUUCUGUUUUGAGUGAAGAGACUGAAAACGAACGGAUGUUGAAAGUCAAAAUUCCAGAGCUUUCAUACCAAAACGGGGGCAUCCCCGUGAGUCGUUCCAGCCGUCGUUAUUUGCCGGCUGGCAAAUCAGAAAGGGAUGAGAAUAUCGGAAUUGUAGCGGAUAUUGUCAACGAUUUUGGUUUCCGCUCCAUUACAUUCCGGGGCCUCGUUCAAAUCCACAAUCAUUUUCCACAACCCAUUGACGUGUAUUACAUGACCAAGACGGGCAACGAGGUCAAUGGUGUCGGCCGAGUGGAAGAGUGCGGCGUUCUCAAUGUCCCCCUCUUCGCCUUGUACACGCCAACGGGUGAACUUUUCUUCAGUCCUCUUGGAUAUGGCGUCUCGAUUGUACCCUUUGUGUGGCGAGAUCUUCAACGACAGAAUCAAAUCAGCAAAGUGUUGCAGUGCAGUUCCCGACAAUCUUCCAGGACUUCUAACAAUGAAGACCCUUUCUUCAUGCAGGUGACAGGCAAUGUUGAGCACAUCUAUCUGGAAGACACCCGAAAGAAAACGUUGAACAGCUUUUGUUAUGCGAUCCAUCUGCGUCCGACAGUCAUUUUGCAUAAUUCGUUGCCGGUGCCGCUUUAUAUUCUUACGUGCGGUGCCAUGAACGAACUGAUUGUGCCACCGGGGGGUAAUAGUUAUCUCUCCUGUGUCGAGCCCGGAGCGGCCUAUGUGGUACUGAAGCUGAAAAACUAUUUGGAACGUGACUGGGCAUGCAAAGAAGAAAUUCGUCCAAUUCCAGCAGAGUUAUCGGUGUGGAGUCUGAUCUCGUACGACGGUUCAGCGAAGGCAACGUUAGAUUUGGGCGUCUUUUCUACCGUCAAAGAUCACACGCUCCACAUGACUGUCUACUGCCCAUUCUGGAUGAUCAAUAACACUGGCCUUUUGUUGGCAUAUAAGCAUUCCGGCAAGUCGUCUAAAAAGGCGAAGGUGCGCAAAUCAUUGAAGCGCUGGGCUUCCACGGUUUCUUUAAACUCCGUCGCCUCGUUGGCGGCAUUUUCGGGCGAAGAGGACAACUGCAUCUAUCAUCCGGAGAAUAUGUCUGAUCCUGUUUUGUUUUCCUUCCGUGCAAAAUCCUUCUUUGAAAAGAAGACGGCAAUGAUACGUGUGGAGGAUUCAAAUUGGUCGGAUCGAUUCUCGCUCGACGUGGCUGGCAGUUCGGGACUUGUGACUUGCAAAACAGAAGACGGUGAUAAUCCCUCGUGUUACCAAUUGGGAGUCACGGUGCAACUAAGCCACGGAGGCUUGACGAAACAAGUCAUUUUCACACCUUACUACAUUCUCUCCAAUUUGGCUCCGUUUGACGUCGACGUGUUCGAAGUACGCGAAGUGGGUCCUCGAUCAUCGACUCCCGCCCCAAGUCGCGAUUGGUUUCCCAUUGGAGCCAGCCAAUCCGUCCCGUUUUGGCCACGCUUUCCGCAAAAGUGGUUAAUUUUCCGAAUCACAGGCACCAUGGAAGAAACGCUCGCCUUAUCGCUGGAUAAGCCCCAACCCACGCUGUUGCGGCUGAACAACGGAUACGGUGGACUCUUCAUCGACUUCCAGGUUUCAGAGUCGUCAGUCAUCAUCGUCUGCCACCCGUACGAAGACGGCCGAGCUCCUCUUCUGCUGGUCAACCAUUCUCAAAUCUCUGUGAGCAUAAGCGAAUCGAAUGAUGGAUCGACAUCGAUGGAACUCGCGCCCCAUCACGCUACCUACUAUACUUGGAUGCAACCCAACGGAGCGAGGAACUUGACGUGGGGUACUUGUGGUUUCAAACGCGAGUUUAGUGGACGGGACGUCACGCGGAGCGCCAGUGGCAGUUUCGAUAGUCCCGCCGGCUCCCUCGAGUGGAUUUCGUUCUUGCACGGAAGACAGCGGGUCCUGCUCUUCACCGACGAUAAAAUGCUGGCCUUCCAGCAGCGCAGCGUUAGCACAACAGAGCCGGUCGAGCAGAGCGUCACCGUGUCGCUUCACGGACUCGGCAUCUCGUUAGUGGACAACACCCACCGACGGGAAAUUCUGUACGCCGGAAUCACGAGCUCGGGUGUCAUCUGGGAAACGGCCAAAAUGCGGAUGAUUCGGCCGAUAUACCGUGCCAUGAGCAUCCGCCAUAACAUGAUGCUCGAAGAGGCCUACCAACAGUAUACACGCAAUUUGGCAGCCGGUGUUGACACGGGCAGUCGGCGUGAAUUGGAUGGCGGCCGCCUCCUAGCCGAUUUUAAAGAAUUGAAAGUGUACAAGCCGAAAGAACGAUUACUUCGACGUAGCUACCGAUCCGGACUGGAGUUGCUUCUUGAAACGUACUGCAACCGUCGACUUGUUCAUGCCCGUCUCAACAAACUGCAGAUCGAUAAUCAGCUGGAAGACUGCGUCUUUCCCAUCGUGUUUGCUCCCGUUCCUCCGCCUCGUAGCAUCGCCACGGAAUCUAUCCCGCAUCCGUUUGUCGAAAUCAGCAUCGUCGAGUUGCUAGGUCAACAGACGGACGUCCAACAAUAUGAAUACUUCAAGCUGUUGGUGCAAGAGUGUCACUUUCGCGUCGAUAUGUCACUCGUCAACGGAGUGGGGUCAUUGUUUGUCAAUGAAAAUGAGCUCGUGUCCGAACUGGAACAUAAGAAAAAUGUUGAAAUGGACAUUGAAUUAGCGAAACAAGGAUUGCACGAGAGGACUCGUUUGCUUAACGAUAAAGCUCCAGAAAAUUAUUUCAAGAUGUUACACUUGUCUCCACUGAAGAUCCAUUUGAGUUUCUCUAAUACUGGCAGCGUAAGUGCAGUUAGCUCUUCCCAGCAACAGACCAGCAAUAAUCCCGCGAGUCAGUUGCUUAAUUUGCUGAUGCAGAGCGUCGGCGUCAGUUUGACGGAAGUGCAAGAUGUUGUCUUCCGCUUGGGAUUCUUCGAACGGAGCGACAUUUUCCUGAGUUGGCAACAACUGGCCCGCGACCUACAAUGGCACUAUACCGGCCAGGCCGUCAAACAGUUUUACGUCCUCGUUUUUGGAUUGGACGUCAUCGGCAAUCCUUUCGGUCUGGCUCUGGGCAUCUCGCAAGGAGUCGAGCAGCUCUUUUACGAGCCGUUCCAAGGCGCGAUUCAAGGGCCUGGAGAGUUCGUAGAAGGGUUGGCUCUGGGUGCUCGUAGCCUGAUUGGGCAUACGGUCGGUGGUGUGGCUGGAGCGGCGUCAAGGAUCGCUGGCACCCUAGGCAAAGGUCUCUCUUACCUAACAUUCGACGAGGACUACCAGAAGAACCGACGUGAAACUUUGCUGCGUCGGCCCAACGACAUUGGCGAGAAUUUAGCCCUAGGAGGCAAAGGCCUCUUGAUGGGCGUCGUGGAAGGCGUAUCUGGAGUUGUAAUGCGUCCGAUCGAGGGAGCCCAACAGCAAGGAGUAGGCGGUUUCUUUGCUGGUAUCGGGAAAGGCGUGGUAGGGCUCGUAACACGGCCGACUGCUGCCAUCGCCGACUUUGCCAGCGGAUCACUGGAUGCCAUGAAAAAGGCUGCAGAUGUCAAUGAGGAGCUGUCACGCCUACGUCCGCCACGCUUCCUACACCCGGAUGGAAUAGUCAGGCCUUACAUCCGUUACCAAGCUGACGGUGAUUGUUUACUAAAGAUUCUGGAUAAAGGACGUUUCUCCAAGACGGACUAUUACGUAGAUCACGCAGUGACGGACAAUAAGAUGACUCUUUUAGUAACAGAUCGUCGCCUUGUGCUCAUGUCCCACGAUCUUUUCGGCCAAUGGCAGGUCGAAUGGAGCCAUCCAUGGGAAGAGCUAACAGAACCUCCACAAUCGAACCCCAAUGGACUUUACAUCCCUUUGCGCAACAACAAGAAAGUGUUGGGUCUGUUCACGAGCAGCGAAAGUGGCAAGUUGGUUAGCAUUCCGUCUCAAGAGAAAUGCGAGAUGAUACGAAAGAAAGUUGAGAAAUUGAUGAAAUCGUAACUACGCGGAAGAUGAAUUGCGAAAAUAAAAAAAAAAAACGUUGGACACGAGCGCAAUUUUACACAUCUGCCUGUUAAAAAAUCGCGAUUUUUUUGUUUGUUUUUUUGUCAUUUGAUUUCAAUAUUUGCUUUCUCGGGCUAACACAUUACUUUUGACCCUCUCAAAUCGUUUCAACUACCGUGAGCUUCAGUUUAAUAUAAUAUCAAUUAUAUCAA